AUGGCACCACGAACUCCAUCUGACAAGUUGGGUCAUGGUAAAACAUUAGAAAUUCCUCAAUAUGAUGAUGACGAUGCUUCAUCAAUAAAUUCAAAUACUCCAUUACAAGAAAAUGAUAUAAAAAAGCAACAAGAUCAACAACAACAACCAAAAAUAUCAUUAGAUGAAACAAGAUCAUCAAAACCACCACAAAAAUUUUCAACAAAUCCAAAUCAAACUUCAUUAUCAUUACAUAAAUUAGCAUCAAGAUUAUCAACUUCUACAUCAAGAAAAAAUUUAGGUAAUUUUAUAUCACCACAAGAAUUAAUUGCAUUACAUGAUCCAAAAUCUUUAAAAUAUCUUUAUGAAAUGGGAGGAUUUGAAAAAUUAUGUUCAUUAUUACAAACUAAUCCAAAUAAAGGAUUAGAUGGUUCAAAUGAAAAAGAUUUUGAAAAUAGAAGAAAUAAUUUUGGUAUAAAUAAAUUACCACAAAAAGUACUGAAAUCAUUUUUUAGAUUAUGUUAUGAAGCUUUUAAAGAUAAAGUAUUAAUUAUAUUAUCUAUAGCAGCAGUUGUUUCUUUAGCAUUGGGGUUAUAUGAAACAUUUGGAAGUGGAACUCAUUAUGAUGAUGAAGGUAAACCAUUACCAAAAGUAGAUUGGGUUGAAGGUGUUGCUAUAUUAGUUGCUGUUUGUAUAGUUGUAAUAGUUGGAGCAGCAAAUGAUUAUCAAAAGGAAAGACAAUUUGCAAAAUUAAAUGCUAAAAAGGAAGAUCGUGAAUUAAUUGUUGUUAGAAAUGGUGAACAAAAGUUAAUAAGUAUUUAUGAUUUAUUAGUUGGUGAUAUUAUAAAUUUACAAACUGGUGAUGUUGUACCUGCUGAUUGUAUAUUAUUUCAAGGUGAAGUUGAAUGUGAUGAAUCUGCUCUUACUGGUGAAUCAGCAACCAUUAAAAAAUUCCCAGUAAAAGAAUGUAUGGAAAUUUAUGAAAAAAAUUUACCAACUGAUGAAGAUAUUGGUAGUCAACAAAUAAAAUUUAAAGAUCCUUAUUUAAUUUCAGGUGCUAAAGUAUUAUCAGGUUUAGGAAAUGCUGUAGUUACUGCUGUUGGAUCAAAUUCAAUACAUGGUAGAACAAUGGCAAGUCUUAAUGUUGAAGCAGAAACUACUCCAAUGCAAGUUAGAUUAGAUAAUUUAGCUGAAGGAAUAUCAAAAUAUGGUUUUUUAGCAGCUAUUAUAUUAUUUAUUGUAUUAUUUAUAAGAUAUUGUGUUGAUAUUGCACCUGGUGGAACUUUCCAUCAAUUAAAAUCAGCAGAUAAAGGUAAAAAAUUUAUUGAUAUUAUUAUUACUGCAGUAACUAUUGUUGUUGUUGCUAUACCUGAAGGUUUACCAUUAGCAGUUACUUUAGCAUUAGCAUUUGCUACAACAAGAAUGGCACAGAAUGGUAAUUUAGUAAGAGUUUUAAAAAGUUGUGAAACUAUGGGAGGAGCAACAGCAGUUUGUUCAGAUAAAACAGGUACUUUAACUGAAAAUAAAAUGAGAAUAGUUCGAGGAUUUUUUGGAUUAAAACAAGAUGGUGAAUUAUUAGAAUUUGAUGAUACUGCAGCUGAUAAUAAAUAUGAACCAACUUCAAAACAAGCAAUUGAAGAAAUUACACCAGAAUUAAGAAUUUUUUUAACAACAAAUAUGAUACUUAAUUCAACUGCAUUUGAAAAUUCAGAUUAUGAUGAAACAAAAGCUUUAGCAGCAAAACAAAGACCACCAAAAAAGAAUUUUUUACAAAGUAUAUUUCAAAAAAAUCUGCAAAAAAAUAAUCAACAAUUAGGUAUGGAUAAUGAACCAUAUUUAGGAAACAAAACAGAAUCUGCAUUAUUAUUAUUAGCUAAAAAGACAUUUGGAAGUUUUGACCACAAAACAUUAGAAGAAAUUAGAAAAGAAAAUCAUUCAGAUAUUGUACAAAUUAUACCAUUUGAAAGUUCAAGAAAAUGGGCAGGUAUAGUUAUGAAAAUUGAAAAUGGUUUCAGAGUUUAUGUUAAAGGAGCAGCAGAAAUUAUUUUUAAAAAUUGUGGAUUUGAAAAUAAUGAUAAAGGUGAAUUAAUUAAAUUAGAUAGAACAAAAAGAGAUGCAGUAUUAAGUAAAAUUGAUGAAUAUGCAAAUGAUGCUUUAAGAGCAAUAGCAUUAGGUCAUAGAGAUUUUUGUGGUAUUAAAUCAUGGCCACCAAAAGAUUUAAUUGAUGAAUCAAAUAGCAACACCACCGAAGCUGAUCCUACAAAACUUAUAAAUGUCACUCAAACUGCAAGUGAAAUAAAUAAACAAUUUGUAUUAGAUGCAUUAGUUGGUAUCCAAGAUCCUUUAAAACCAGGAGUUGCACAAGCUGUAUUACAAUGUAAAAGAGCAGGAGUUACAGUUCGUAUGGUUACUGGAGAUAAUUUAAAUACUGCAAAAGCUAUAUCAAAAGAAUGUCAUAUUUUAACACCAGAUGAUUUAUCAAAUGAAUAUGCAUAUAUGGAAGGUCCAACAUUUAGAAAAUUAUCACAACAAGAAAGAAAUAAAAUUGUACCUCAAUUAAAAGUAUUAGCAAGAUCAUCACCAGAAGAUAAAAGAAUAUUAGUUGAUACAUUACGUAAAAGAGGUGAUGUUGUUGCAGUUACUGGGGAUGGUACAAAUGAUGCACCAGCUUUAAAAUUAGCAGAUGUUGGAUUUUCAAUGGGUAUAGCAGGUACAGAAGUUGCAAGAGAAGCUUCUGAUAUUAUAUUAAUGACUGAUGAUUUUACAGAUAUUGUUCAAGCUAUAAAAUGGGGUAGAACAGUUGCAACAUCUAUCAAAAAAUUUAUUCAAUUUCAAUUAACUGUUAAUAUUACAGCAUGUGUAUUAACAUUUGUUUCUGCAGUUGCAUCAUCAGAAAAUCAAUCAGUUUUAACAGCAGUUCAAUUAUUAUGGGUUAAUUUAAUUAUGGAUACUUUAGCAGCAUUAGCAUUAGCAACAGAUAAACCAGAUGAUUCAUUUUUAAAUAGAAAACCAGCAGGUAGAACAGCACCAUUAAUUUCAACAUCAAUGUGGAAAAUGAUUUUAGGACAAUCAACAACACAAUUAAUUAUAACAUUUAUAUUACAUUUUGCAGGAAAACAAUUAUUUUUCCCAAAUCAUCAUCAUAUAAGUAAUCAUCAAGAAAAACAAUUAGAUGCAAUGACAUUUAAUACUUUUGUAUGGUUACAAUUUUGGAAAUUAUUUGUAACUAGAAAAUUAGAUGAAGCAGAUGAAAUUAAAACUAUUAGAGGUAGAUUUACAUUAGAAAAUUUAAAUUUUUUCCAACACCUUUUCAGAAAUUGGUAUUUUAUAAGUAUUGCUCUUAUAAUUGGAGGAUUUCAAGUUUUAAUUAUGUUUGUUGGAGGUGCAGCUUUCAGUAUUGCAAGACAAACUCCAGGAAUGUGGGCAACAGCAAUAUUAUGUGGAUUUAUAUCAAUACCUGUAGGAUUAUUAAUUAGACUUGUUCCAAAUUGGUGGGUUGAAAAAAUAUUCCCAACAAAAGCAUUUAAUAAAUUUAUUUAUAUAGUUGGAUUUAAAUGGUUGAAAAAAUCUAAAAAAUCAGAUUUAGAGUAUAAUAAUAAUAAUGAAGAUGAUGAGAAUAAUAAUUUAGAAAUUAGUCGACAAAAUCAAUUAGUUACUGAUAGUGAUGAUACUAAUGAUCAUUUACAUGAUAAAUUAAUUGAUAAAAAAUAG
Lodderomyces jiufengensis is the source of this 3690-nucleotide messenger RNA. It is a transcript of the gene PMC1, whose product is annotated as calcium-transporting ATPase. Bases 1 to 3690 code for a protein of 1229 amino acids. The record is from RefSeq and is a predicted model, not a curated record. NCBI's taxonomy places the organism in Eukaryota, Fungi, Ascomycota, Pichiomycetes, Serinales, Debaryomycetaceae. Gene Ontology annotation, molecular function: ATP hydrolysis activity; ATP binding; P-type calcium transporter activity. Gene Ontology annotation, biological process: intracellular calcium ion homeostasis; calcium ion transmembrane transport. Gene Ontology annotation, cellular component: intracellular membrane-bounded organelle; membrane. The transcript has a single exon.